Molecule: messenger RNA, 3443 nt
Organism: Plutella xylostella (diamondback moth)
Lineage: Eukaryota; Metazoa; Arthropoda; Insecta; Lepidoptera; Plutellidae
Product: odorant receptor 2a-like
Biological process (GO): detection of chemical stimulus involved in sensory perception of smell; sensory perception of smell
Cellular component (GO): plasma membrane
Molecular function (GO): odorant binding; olfactory receptor activity
Source: RefSeq, a predicted model, not a curated record
GGCUUUGCCAUUAUUAUAAUUAUUAAUUAAACUUUACGAUACACUGAUUAAUAGAUUUAAUUACUCUUAAUAUUUAACUAGUGUCCACUAAACAUUAUUUUUUUACGGAUAUAUUAUAUGGUUGUACAUACCAAUUUACGUCGCACACACUACCAAAGAAUCACCACUGAAAACCACGUAAAACGCACUAUCACUGUGGAUUUUAUCCUUUUGCGGUCAUGGCAGCUGGGUCACCGAGGUGUGGGAGAGAGCUCACCACAGGGCGAAGGCAGGAACGGCGAAGAUCAUUCAUAGUUAUUUCCCGACGAAUCCAUUUCUUAUGCGCUUUCUUGUAGUACUUAUAAAAUGCGAGGAGGCUCAGUAAGGCAAUAAAUCCUAUAAGUACUCCCAAUAAUUGAUUGGUAGUGUAGCUGGGGUGAUCUUGCGAGGCUGAUGCUGUAUUUGUUCCUCCAGUCUGAGCAAUAAUGACUUCCUCCUGUUUAGAUUGCGGUUUCCCCAUUUUCCCAGUUUAUUUUAGACUUUUUAGCACUUCUAAGACUCGUUGAAGUAAUCACAGCGCGACGAUUAUAUUUAGAGGAACCCAUAAUGAUCUUAAUUCGUGCACACGAGCGCGCGGCGCGGCGGCCAGGGUCGCCAUCUAAGGUUCGGUGGCGGGAUUAGGUGAAACGUCCGAAUUGGUUUGAAGCUCGAGUAUAAUUGCGUCAUAAAAUGGUUACAUACUCGUACGAAGCAUAGCAUAAUCAUGUAUAUUGUAUAUCUAUACGUUUACACACAUACUACACUUGUCUUCCAUGGUCUUGAUAGCCAUCAAUUAAAUCUUCUUUUAUAUUAUAAUUGAGAUUUUUUUUAAUGACAUCUCAUCAAACAUGAGCAUAUGAGCAUUAUCGCUUGGCCGUUGUGAUUUGAAAAAGUCAGUCAGCACUUUAAAUAUGGGUUUGGUGAUGCCAACAGUAAAAGGCACUCUAUUGAGUAACACCUGCAACAAUAUAAUAAUAAAUACCUAAAUGUAUAAAUGCAUAAAUGUGAAUUAAGGUUACUGACAUAGCUGUUGAAAUGUAUAAACUGAAGUGGCAGUGGUCUGGUCGUAAUAUUAGCAUGGGUCUCCCCCUGCCUGCUGCACCUACGAUACUUAGGCAGCCAAUUAAUGGCUGGAUGAGGUAGGCUGAGGACUGAGUGCUCCUUGGGAGUGAUGAUGAUGAUGAUGAUCUAAAUGCAUAAAAUGUUUGCAUAUACCUACAUAAUUUUAUUUAAAAUAGUUUAUUACAAAUAAGAAUAUAGAAGUAUAGUUAUUACCUUUAGUGUACUUGGUGAUGGAAGCUGAAAUAGCCUCCUCAUUAAACGGUAGCAGGUUGGUGAUAUUUUAAAAAGAAUAGAUAUUUUGUUGAUUAUCAGCGUGGAUACUAUCAAUAGUAUCGAAAGUAUCGAUCUUACUAUCAAGCGUAAUUGGCAACACUACUUCAGAUAGGUAAUAAAUACAAUACGCCUCAUUAAAUGAACUUUAAUUUAUUUUUUAAAUCUUGUGGGGAAAGUGUGGGAAUAUCGGUCUCAUAAUUCCCCAAAUAGUACAUAGUUGAGAGUUAAGCAAGACAUAGUUCGACAUAAUACUCCUCAUUGGGUAGAUCCUCUCGCUAUGGCUGCGAUUGCAAAGUUAUUUGUACUAGAUCAGUUAAAUAAUUGGGUAGUAUACCUUUAUUAUAAUAUCCACGUAUCGAUCGUCCAAGAAAAAAUGGAAGAGGAUGGCAAUUAAUAUUAACACAAGUACCUAUUUAUUUUUAAUUUAGUAAGUAGCAUUAUUAAGCUAUUAAAAUGAUUAAAAAGUACUUUAUUAACGAUUGAUGAUAAAUAAAAAUGGUACAUAAAUUAUUGUCUUUCUAAAAAUUGUGUUUUAUGACGUUCACAGUUAAAGACACAGUCUGAGUCGGUUGGUAGUGGUAAAAAAUAAAAAUACAGACAAUGAAAGCAUUUGUGGCUUCUGUGGCCGCUUAUUUUACAGAUCCUAAAUACCCUUCUCUGGGACUAGCCAUUGUAUUUUUAAAGAUUAUUGGGCUAUGGAAGCUGAAGAAAGUUCAUUACAUCGUACCAUUUUGCCUAUUCAUUACUUUCAUGAGCCAGAUUUUGUACAUGCUUUUUUCCCCUCGAAUCGUCCAUUUUUUCUUGAACUUGUUUCAAACAGGAUUUUUCCAUCUGGGACUAAUUAAGAUGGCACUUUACUUUUAUAAUUUGCCAACGUGGAUGGAAACUUUCAAUUGGCUGUCAGAAAUGGAGCUUCAACAACUAGAAGAUGAACAUUUGAAGCCCAUUGUGGAUAAAUUUACCAAGUACGGAAACCGUGUCACAUGGGGUUGGCUUAUCGCAAGCUACGCGACAUGGGUUUUCAAUUACGGGGAAAAUUUAUUGAUGGUCAUUUAUCAAAUUGAAACAUUGCACGAAAUAGAUCCGACCUACAUUACUUUUUAUUUGCUCUGGCCUACGGAACCUGCUACAGGAAGGUGGAAUGUUUACCCAUACAUAGUUGUGCAGUUUCUAUACUCAUUUUUCACGGUCACAUAUUUAAAUCUCUUCGAUGUCCUGUGUGUAUCGACUAUGAUAGCCAUGGCUGGACAGAUAGAAGUAUUAAGCGAGAUGUUUCGACGGGCGCUGGACACGGAUAGUGAAGAGGAGCAGUAUCGCAAUUUAAUUACCUGUUACAAACGCUACGCCGACAUACUUUUUACUCAAAAAAAAUUAAACAGUGUUAUGUCGCCUGUUCUGUUUAUGUACUUGCUGAUUGCUUCAAUAAACAUGAGCUUCAUACUGUUUAGUUUGGCAAACCUCCAAAAAUCAUCGAAAAUUGCGUCCCAAGUGCUGGUUUUAGCACUUAUGAUUGAAGCUUUUUAUUACUAUUGGCACGGACAUCAAGUUCGUUAUCAGAGCGAGAAUAUAAGCGCGGCGGUGUAUGACUCUGACUGGGUGGAUAAGAGUCCUGAAAUUCGUCGACUUGUCUACAUCAUGUCCUCCACGGUCAACAGGAAACUUGUUUAUAACGCUGGCCCUUUUAAUGAAGUGACUGUUGUUACUUUUAUCCAGAUCGUGAAGGUCACAAUAAGCUUCUACAGAUUGAUGUGUACGACAACCUUGUCGGACUCCGGCUCAUAAUUAUGUUUAAGUUUGCACAAUGAAUGUAAGUUAUAAAUAAAACGUAGGUUUCGUCAUUUCUUUACGCUGUAUUUACAUCUGUAGCAUUUAAAACUAGCCAUUAUGAUUAUACGUGCAUUGGAACGGAGAUAAUGAUACCCAGAAAUGGUACAAAUCUGCACUCAUAUUAAUAUUCUCAGGGGUCUGUACUCAAAAGAAACCACAAUAUUAACGUUGUAUUGUUAUAUCACAGGUUCGAAAACUCAUUCGAUUUUUCUUAUAUGUAAAAAUAAAAUGAUAAAAAAUAAACGAAAUUAACAUCAGCACUA